AUGGAGUCCUCUAGACUUUUCAGCAUCCUGGUCUUUUCUACUCUUCUAGUGAAUGUCCAGGGACCUGGGCUCACUGACUGGAUCUUUCCCAGGAGAUGCCCCAGAAUCCAAGAGAAAUGUGAAUUCAGAGAAAGGGAUAUCUGUACGAAGGACAGACAAUGUCUGGACAACAAGAAGAAGUGUUGUAUCUUCAGCUGUGGAAGAAAAUGUUUAGACCUCAACCAAGAUAUAUGCUCUAUGCCCAAAGAACCUGGCCCCUGUAUGGCAUUUUUCCACCGUUGGUGGUAUGAUAAGGAGAAGAAUACCUGCUCCAAGUUCAUCUAUGGUGGCUGCCAAGGGAACAACAACAACUUUCAGUCCAAAGCCAUGUGCCAGAACAUGUGCAUCAGCAACCAGAGAUGUCCCCAAAUCAGGGUACCAUGCAAUUACAGAGAAAUCGACCAGUGCGGGAAGAAGAAACCAUGCCCCAAGAAGAUGACGUGUUGCAGUUUUAACUGUGCAAAGAAAUGUUUAGAUCUCAAGGAAGGUAACACACAAAGCCCCUGA
Messenger RNA from Neogale vison (American mink), 546 nucleotides. RefSeq names its product eppin. The transcript has 4 exons. Bases 1 to 546 code for a protein of 181 amino acids. Lineage: Eukaryota; Metazoa; Chordata; Mammalia; Carnivora; Mustelidae. Gene Ontology annotation, molecular function: serine-type endopeptidase inhibitor activity. The record is from RefSeq and is a predicted model, not a curated record. Gene Ontology annotation, biological process: negative regulation of peptidase activity. Gene Ontology annotation, cellular component: extracellular region.